Messenger RNA from Puntigrus tetrazona (Sumatra barb), 2681 nucleotides. Its product is annotated as adhesion G-protein coupled receptor G7-like. The transcript has 16 exons. The coding region runs from base 93 to 2252 and encodes 719 amino acids. Gene Ontology annotation, molecular function: G protein-coupled receptor activity. Gene Ontology annotation, biological process: G protein-coupled receptor signaling pathway; cell surface receptor signaling pathway. Gene Ontology annotation, cellular component: membrane. The record is from RefSeq and is a predicted model, not a curated record. Lineage: Eukaryota; Metazoa; Chordata; Actinopteri; Cypriniformes; Cyprinidae.
UUCUGAUGGACUUCCCACUCCGGCAAAGAUCCAGCCCUGCCUCCGCUUUACAAACUAGAUAGAUUCGUGAGUGAGCAGCCAGAUGUCGUGCAAUGGACUACUAUCUGUCGCUCUUUAUUUUUUCCUCAGCUGUUUUUGAGCAGACCUGGUGUCAACAUAAUUCCAGCAACAGCGAAAACGGUACAGCGACCCCGAUCAAUGUGGUGUGCAUAAACAACGGUUUCACACAAAACGGGAUCUGCGUCUGCCCAGAUGACUGGACCGGAGCUGCCUGCAACAUUCCAAAUUUCUGCCCUGAAGCGACCGUCACAACAACUUUAACGCUGACCUUUCCCAAAACCGUCUUAGGCCAGUUUGCUUCCUCCGUAGAGCGAUGUCCACCAGAAACCGCGAAUGCUGGCAUGCACAAAGCUUCGGCUCUCUGUAAUAGAGAUACUCGCUUUUUUGGUUCUCCAAACAUUCUGAAUUGUAGUUUGACCCUGGACACCAUUAAUGAAUGGGUUUCUGGAGCUACCCCUGAACAAAAACAGAACUUAGCCUCCAGUACCCAGAUCCUCACAUCCAUAACGGAGCGGCUAACACCCAGCAAUAUAACACAUGCAGCUCAGAUAACCACCACCCUGCUCACUGACACACAAACUGCACAAACUAUGGAUAUUGCAAUAUCAGCCGUCGCCAUAGUCAGUCAGCUCCUGAGCGCAAGUCCUGAGCAGUACUCUUCUGUCGACCAUAAAGCAACUUCUCAACUAACACAGACUCUGCAGAAGCUCUCUCUGCGUGAAAUGCCAAAUUCACUGUUAGUGCAACCGAAUAUGGCGGUUCAGUCACUGAAGGGAGCAACGCCAAUAAAACAAGUGCAGUUAACCUCUUUUAAAGAAUUUGAUAAAGAUGUUGGGUUUGUCCUUUAUGAUAACGAUCAGUUCUUCAAGUCAAAAAGCUUUCAACCUUCUCUGGAUACCAAGAGAAGAGUGAUAUCAGCUAAUCUUCAAGAAAGUUCUGGAACUGAUCAGUUUCAGUUUGCAGUCACAUCUUCGGCUGAUUCCACAUUGUCCAUCAAUGACUUUGCAUGUGUGUUUUGGAGUUAUGAAAAACAGGACUGGAACACAGAAGGUUGCACUAAAACCGAAAGCCCCUCGGGACAUUUAGUUUGCAAGUGUGAAAGACAAAAAAAUGCAAACUUUGCUAUUCUGAUGGCAUAUGAUAUCAACUAUCAGUAUUCUGAAGCCUUGCAUUGGCUCAGCAUCACCGGCUGUGCUAUGUCCGUGGUGGGACUAUGUGUCACAGCAUUGUACCAAAUCAUAACCAGGAAGUCAAGAGGAUUCAGUCCCACUCUGCUGGUGGUGAAUGUUUGCAUAAGCAUGAUGGUUUUCUACCUUCUCUUCAUCUUCGGCAUAAACAACCCCGUCCAACAUGCGAAUGUAGCAAAGGUGUCUGGCCAAAAUAUAAUUCCUCAAUCUGACUACCACAAGUACCCAGAUCAAGGGCCCUGUACGGCAUUCACAGCUCUGCUUCAGUACUUCGUGUUGGCUACGUUCACUUGGAACACUCUCUAUGGCCUUAAUGUGUUCCUGCUCUUCAAAAACUCUGCAGUGUCUGGAACACCUUCAUGGUUUCCAAAGGUCUCCAUGGCUGUUGGAUGGGGUUUGCCUGCUGUUAUUGUUGCUAUCUCAUUGGGUUCCACUUACCGCGUAGAUGAGCCUUUAAGUUAUCGACAAGAAGAGUUCUGCUGGUUGGCUUUAUUGGACAACAAACAGAAGUUCAGUAUAAAGAAACCCAUGCUUUGGGGAUUUGUUCUCCCGUUAAUGCUCAUGCUAAUCUCAAGCACAGCAAUACUGUUGCAUUUCUCUUACAACAUCUGCAGGACCAACCCUAACUUAAACAGAAUAUAUUUUACCAAUAACACAAUGUUGAUGUUUAGAUCACGUAAAACUCCUUUGAAGAAGAAGAUUUUGAGUAGUUUCUCUCUCGCAGUGAUGCUUGGCUUGUCUUGGCUCACGGGCUACAUUUUGCUCAUAACCCAAGAAAAAAAUCUCAGAUUAAUUCUCAGUGUGGUUUUUUGUCUCUUAAACACAACACAGGGCCUUCAGAUAUUCAUUUUAUUUGCUCUGAGGCCUUUUUUAAACUCGAAUCCAGCUAUUCUUAACUCUCUGCAUGGACUGGAAAUAGGCUUGCACAAGAAAUCGUUUUUUUUAUGGAAAAACAACGCGCCAGAAGGCAAAGAAAGCUACAAAUCCACAGAUGAUUUAGCAUGACUGGCCAUCAAAGAGACGGUGUGGAUUGUUUGGUGAGACUGUUGCAUUGACCUCAGCAAAGAUGUACAUCAUGCAGUGAAAGCUGAGGAGGAAUAUCGUAUGGAGUCAGAUAUUUUAAGAAUGGUCUUGGUGUUUGUACAGAUUGAGUACUGUGCUCAAUUUUAUGUUCUGUGCACUUGUCUUGAGAAGCUUCUUGCACUCAAAUCUAAUUAGGUUUUAACUUUUACUGUUUUAUAGGACUGCAUUACAAUUAAAGCCACAUAGUUCGAGUUCACCCUAAAAUAUUUACAGUGUUCGCUCACCAUUAGGCUACCGAAGAAAUUAAUUUCUUCAUAAAAAGAGAUCCAAACAGCUGUUCAAAACAUCGUUGCUUGUGGAUUAUUGUGAUGUUUUCAUCAGAUGUUCAGACUAUGUGUGCGUCUCAAUCAG